This is a messenger RNA of Paramecium sonneborni, 449 nucleotides long. The record is from the annotation of a GenBank genome assembly. NCBI's taxonomy places the organism in Eukaryota, Ciliophora, Oligohymenophorea, Peniculida, Parameciidae.
GAAACUUUUUAGAAUUCAACUUAAGAAAUUGUUUCAAUUGAUUAGUUAACUUACUCCUUAAAUUAAGUAGUGGUUUUUCUAAUAUGAGUAAUAUGAUCAUCAAGAAAACAAUCAGCACAACCUAAUAUUAAAAUGAAGAAAUACCUAUUUUUUUUGAAAUGCUACAACUUGGAUCUACGCAUAUAUAUUUAAGACGUUAAUUGUCAUGAUUGGGAUUUUAACACAAAGCAAUAUCCAUUAAUUUUAAUAAAGUAAUCACGCGCCAAUAUAUUCGCGGUAAUUAUAUUCAAAUUGUGUAUUUUUCAUCCAAUCAAAUGCAGUUUUAAUUUCUUAAACAGUUUAUUACUUUCAAAAGAAUCAAUAAAUUGUUUUUAUGAAAUAAGCCUAUAAUCUUUAAGUAUAAACAUAUUUUGAAGCAUUAUUUAAUAGAACACUGCACUUAGAGAAGC